CAUUUCUUAUAAAUAUAUCACAUCCUUAAUUUCAUAACUCUCAUACACUUCCAAUAUCAAUACACACCUUUCAAAUUUCUUGUUCAAUAUUUUCAUUAGUUCAUUUGUAGUGAUGAAGAGAGAAAGAGAAAGUGAUCAUCAUAAUACUAAUAGCAUAACCAUGGCUAAGUAUUUGAUGUAUCUUUCUGGUGGAGGUCAACAACUUGAUCAAGUGAAUUACUCUUCAAAUUUCAACAACCGUGUGUACGAGUGCAAGACAUGUAAGCGACAGUUUUCGUCGUUUCAAGCGUUGGGAGGACACCGUGCGAGUCACAAGAAACCGAGGUUGAUGGAGAUGAAUAGCAACGGAGAUGAUGGAAUGUUUACAACAACAACAAAGGCUAAAACACAUGAAUGUUCAAUUUGUGGAUUGGAGUUUUCAAUAGGACAAGCUUUGGGUGGUCACAUGAGGAGACACAGAAGAGUUUCGAAUAAUUUAAAGGGAAAUAUGAACACUUUUAUCAACAAUACUGCGACCACCAAUAGUAAUAACAGCGAUUGCAGUACCAUUGAUAAUAGUACUAAUACUAAUUUAGCAAAGAGCCUAAAGUUGAAUACCAAGAGAUUUUUGUUUCUGGAUUUGAAUUUGACACCUUUAGAGAAUGAUUUGAAGAUUUUGAAGAUUGGACAAUCAACUCCUAAUCUGGUGGACUGUUUCAAUUGAAUUAACUAAUCACUACUUGCUAUGUGAAGAUCUAGUUUUUAAGUACUUUUUGCUCCAUUUUGUUUUUUACUUUAAUGUAUGUAAGUAAAUUGUUAUGUUCUUGGAUAUACAUAAGAAAUUCAUGUAAAAUUUUCUCAGUAUUUAUAAAUUAAUAUUUUUC
Molecule: messenger RNA, 863 nt
Organism: Vicia villosa (hairy vetch)
Lineage: Eukaryota; Viridiplantae; Streptophyta; Magnoliopsida; Fabales; Fabaceae
Product: zinc finger protein ZAT12-like
Exons: 1
Coding region: 113-703 (196 amino acids)
Source: RefSeq, a predicted model, not a curated record